Molecule: messenger RNA, 3259 nt
Organism: Haliotis rubra (blacklip abalone)
Lineage: Eukaryota; Metazoa; Mollusca; Gastropoda; Lepetellida; Haliotidae
Product: caspase-3-like
Exons: 9
Coding region: 183-1565 (460 amino acids)
Biological process (GO): regulation of apoptotic process; proteolysis
Molecular function (GO): cysteine-type endopeptidase activity
Source: RefSeq, a predicted model, not a curated record
UCACGUGACCAACUUCCGCAUUUGUCGUCAGGCAAGGCGAACCGAACCGUCAGCAAGGGUUAUCGAAACCGGGGGAAUCCGUAUUUCUAAAAAAUCCCGGUCUAUUUUCGUCGAUUAUAUGGAUCCAGACUGGCCAGUCUAACAGCAAAGUUAUUUCAAACGACUGUCAAGGUAGAGGCAUAAUGGCGAUGGUGAAAGCUCAUAAGGAGAUACUUCGAACAAACCGAAGUGCAUUGGUGGACAAUAUGUCAGAUAUUGAAGCAAUCGUCAACCACCUCUAUGAAACGAGAACAAUCACAGAGUCCAUGAAGGAGGACAUACUGGAAGGACGAUCAACAAAAACAGAGAAAAAAAGAGCUUUGCUUGAUUUACUGCCACGAAGGGGGCAGUAUGCGUUUGACGAUUUCUUCAAUGUCCUGAUUGCAUGUUCUGAAUACAUUGCUGCUGAUCGCUUAAAGCCUGGACAAGGACUGGCAGCCAUGGCAGCAGACAGACAGGCUGGACAAAGUGCACCCAUGGCCCCACAACAAGCUACGUAUGUCGCAUCCCCAGUGGAGGAUGACCUACCAAGAUACUGGCCUGAUCAAAACUACAAUCCAUUAUUUGUUGAUGUUUUGCCGGUUCCAAACGAAGAUACAAAUAUGUGGAAUAAAUUUGUGAAGUCUGGUACAGCUGGUUCGUAUUACUGUAUGCAAAAGAACCCAAGGGGACGUCUUUUGAUAAUCAACAAUGUGAACUUCAGCAGUGCAAGGAAUAAGAAACAGCUGCCACUUGACGAUAGACAGGGGUCGGAUGUAGAUGCAACAUCUGUCGAUAUGCUGUUUGAGAAGUUGAGUUUUAAAACAGUCACCAAGACAAAUCUCACAAAGGAGAAAAUCAUAGAAGUGCUGGUUGAAGAGAGACAGCUCGAUCAUGACGGCUAUGACUGUUUCGCGUGUGUCAUCUUGUCCCAUGGGACUGGAGGAGGCGUGUAUGGGGUUGACGGCGAGGUUGCCAACAUACAGGAAAUCACUGAUAUGUUUAAUGGUCAGAACUGUCAAACACUUGUCGGGAAGCCGAAACUUUUCUUCAUACAGGCGUGUCAGGGCACAAAGAAAGAUAGAGGCAGUGCUGGAGACCCAGAGCCGUCUGUGUCUGAAAUCAGUCUCAAGCUUCAGAAACUGGGGUUAAAGGAUGAAACAAAGGCAGGGUCAAAAUCACAGGUGCAGUGUGAAACACAGACAGAUUCAGUUGCUGAAGAAAACCUUGGAACCAGAGCAGACACGUUUGUAGCUUUUGCCACAACACCAGAUUAUCUGUCUUACCGAAACACAAUGAGAGGCACAUGGUUUGUACAGGCGAUAACCUACAUCUUUCAGAAGUAUGCCCGCUCAGAAGAUCUUGUGUCAAUGAUGACAAAGGUUAACAACCUUGUCAGUCGAGGCGAGGUCUUUGGCCAGGGCCUGAAACAAGUAUCCAUCUUUAAUUCUUCCUUCAGAAAGAAGUUGUACUUCUUCCCAGGUCUGAAGGUUGAUGUAUCUGGAGAGGCCCGUCCACAUAAUCAAAUGCAGCCAACCAACUCUUGAUGUCAUUCCUGGACUGUAAAAACUCAUCAUCGAGUCUGUUGAUAUCAGAUAUGUUAGCACAUGUCGUUAAAAUCUGUUGAUGUAUUGGACAUCAAGAUACAAGGAUAUGAUUCUUUUGAUCAUCCAAAAUCAUUCUGCCUACUUCAUAGUUCGUAUAACAGCAGUCAGUGUCUUGAAUGAAAAAGUACAGCUAACCAACUUCAGAGACGGACAGGUUAUUGAUGUCAUUUGACUGUGAUGUCAUGGUAACCAACGACAUCACAAUGGUCUGCAGAGUAUUGUGAUGCAACAUGUUCUCACAAAGAUAUCGUUUGAUUUCACCUAAGAUUUAGAUUCUGUGUAAGCCAGUUUGGGUUGAGUGGAAUUCACAUAGAUCCUUCACAUUUUCCCAUCCUCGUGAGGUUGCAGCAAUGCUGUGUGAGUUAGUGGGUAUGGUUUUCCUUAGCAUUUAGCAAUUCUUCUCUCAAUGUUGCAGUCAGAAGACACCUAAAAUUGGGUUUUACACAUACUACCCAUGUGGGGACUCAAAACAUCUGACCGGGCCAUCACCCUGCUAAGCAAACACUUUAACUGCAAAGCCAACCCCAAAACCAACAAUUCAGCUUGACAUGACAAUGUGCCUCUUCAUGUUAUGAUGUCUCAUCAAUAUCAUUAGCAACAAUGUUACCUUUGCAUUCAUAUAUAUUAUAUGAUAAAUAUCUUUCAUGCUUAUGUUUACCUAGGAUUGUAACAAUGUGUUUGAGAGGGCUGAAUGUCUUUGGAGACACAAUCAGUAUGUGAUAGUGAUACAAUCACAUGUCUACCAGAUUUAAUUAAUUUCAGGUCAUUGUGAUCAGUUCUGUUGUUGCAUUUAUUUUUCAACUGGAAAAUAUUACAGCUUCAGGAACUUGUAGAUUGUUUAUUAUUAUGUAAUUAUGAUAUGCCCUACUAACCAAUGCACAUCCUGAUUUUUAUCUAACAACAGACGGUAUGGUUGGCGAAACUUUUCACAAUGAUCAUGUUUAAGAAGUUGACUAUACAUGUACAGUCAAUCACUGUUGUGUCAAACAUUGAUGCGUCAAACAUAGGGUUUUCUCAAAAGUCCUUCUGUAUUCUAUAUUUAGUCAUCAGUUUGAGUUGUGCAGACCUCGGAUGACUAAGGAUGUUUGACAAACUAUGGAUGGAUUGCAAUUGUUGAGUCUCCGAUAGCAAUUACCGGUUAUCGAUUGUGGAAACGAAAAACUAUCGAUGCAUCGAUAGUAUGUGUGACUGUCGAUAGUUUAGUAAUUGACUUUCGUUGAUAAAUACGCAGCGCAAAAUAGAGUGUUGUUUUGUAUUUUAUUUAUUGUUUGGGUACAGACUUGCAGCUUCAUUGAGUUUAUGUUUUAACUGUUUACUUGGUCACGGUUUCAAGUUUCUUGUCAGUUGAUAAUAGAGACUGAAACUUGUUUUUAUUUCAUAUACACCCCUAUUGACUGUACAUCAGAUAUCAUUAGCUUGACAGUUAUUUGUACUCUGAAGAUUGAUUUCAUACCUUGGUGGAGCUUAGGAGGAUCCACAGUUAAAGAGAAUACAGCACAAAGGCACUGCAGCUCACUUGAAUAAAUAUUGUUUUCAUGCAUGGCUUUUUGAUGGUGAAUAAUAUUAUAUAGGUCAGGAUGCAGUAUCUGUUUUCAUUAUGAAUUUUAAAAAAGCAAAUAAAUUUGAGAUAUAUA